Molecule: messenger RNA, 6977 nt
Organism: Orbicella faveolata
Lineage: Eukaryota; Metazoa; Cnidaria; Anthozoa; Scleractinia; Merulinidae
Product: protocadherin Fat 1-like
Biological process (GO): cell-cell junction assembly; cell morphogenesis; adherens junction organization
Cellular component (GO): plasma membrane; adherens junction; catenin complex
Molecular function (GO): beta-catenin binding; calcium ion binding; cadherin binding
Source: RefSeq, a predicted model, not a curated record
ACAGAAUGCAGUUUUUCUCUGGACUUGUGGCAUUGCUCAUUUUAUUUUGCGGUUCUGUGAAUGUCUGUCAUGGAACUCUCAAAGAAAUUCCGAACAACAACACACAAACUUUCCGAAGUUUUGGCGACGAUCGAGGGCGGCAGGGACGUCCUAAUUCGGCAGUCGUGGACGUUGUUCCCACGUAUUCACUGGAAUAUCGCUCGCCUAACAAGAAAGACAUAAAAUUCACAAGUGGAGGAAUAUAUCAAGCAACUAUUCUCGAAACAACUCAUUUAGGGACGCGAGUUAAAUGCGACUUAAAAAUGGGUGUUUAUGCCCACGAGGAAGAGAGCGAGGUUCAGUUUAUCAUAACCAAGGGGAAUGAAGGUGGCACAUUCACAGUGAGCGCGAGGCGAAUCAAAUCAGUGAAGGAUUUCGUGUUCAUGGAUAUUGAAACCAAUAAAAGACUCAAUCGUGAAAGCGUACGAGGAGGAAAUUAUUUGUUAACUGUUGAGGCUCAGGAUCCAAGGACUUUAGCAGUUUUGGACACGACUGAGCUAAAUGUGAGCGUUACAGACUUGAAUGACAACAGACCCAUAUUUUCUCGCUCUUUUCAACACGUCACCAUAGACGAUGACAUUCCUUUACACACAUCUAUCGCACAAGUGGCUGCCACAGAUGCCGACACUGGCCCGAAUGGAUGGCUCUAUUUUUUCUUCAGCGAAAAAUCUUCUUUCUUUGCUAUAGACCCUGUGUCUGGAGUAGUGACUGUAACGCGGACGUUGGCAGGCAAGAAAAGAAGAAGAUACGAAUUACACGUGAUCGCGAAGGAUCGUAUCAAAGUUAAGUCACAGCAUGGAACGAUUACUGAAGGAAAGACGGGUAUUCGUAUCGCCGUAAUUCGCGUUUCCGACCAAGAUAACGCAAACAGCGACGACAUCGACAAGGUCCUAAUUACAUCAGGAAACGAAAUUAGCAACUUUCGAGUAAAGCGCUCACAGGAUGCGUUGGAUGAGUACCUAAUCGAGGUUGUAAAACCACUGGAUCGCGAGAAAGCUCCUGACGGUUUUGAUCUGGUUUUGACGGCCUUUGAUAAGGGUGUCCCGCCGCGCAAUGGCACGGUCUCGUUACAUGUUUUGACUGAGGUUGCCAAUGACAUGACACCAGCAUUCAAUCAAAGCGCAUACGCAGUCACGAUUUCCGAACUGGCGCCCCCUCACUCCUCUCUGAUGCACGUGUUUGCAGAGAAUGGCGACUCUGGUGAGAAUGGCAGGGUCUAUUACUUUUUGUCAGGAGGGGACAGUGACAAAUUAAUGAUUGACCAUGACACAGGUUUGAUAACUACCAAUAAAUACCUGGACUAUGAAACAAAACCUCGCCUGGAAUUUGAAGUGCGAUCUUUUGAUGCUGCAGCUGUUGGCGGAAAGAUGGCAAGUGUGAAAGUUUCAGUCGAUAUUGAGGAUGCUAAUGAUAAUGACCCAGUGUUCGACCAGCCUUCUUACUCCAUAGAGAUUUAUGAAGACUUGACACCCGGGACAAAAUUACUAACUUUGAGAGCGCAUGACGAAGACUCUUGCCAGAAUGGGCAGAUCCAGUACACGAUCAUAAACAUAGAAUCAGUCCCUUUUGCCAUCGAUUCUGAGACUGGAGAAAUUACUGCACUGACCACACUCGACAGAGAUUCAGGGCUCCAAGAGUACAUUACUUUAAGGGUGCGCGCAUCAGACUUUGGAAAACCAUUCCGAAGGGAAUCUGAAACCUAUGUACAUAUCCGUAUCAAAGUAUUUAAUGAUAAUGAGCCCGUGUUUGAAUGCUCCAUGUGCAAAAUACAAGUAAAUGAAGAUGCACCUGUUGGAACUAUUUUAGCUACUCUGACAGCUGUGGACGUUGAUGUGGCAGCAACUUCUCCGCUUGUCUAUUACAUACAAACAGCUGGAAAUGAAGAUCACACUUUUAAGAUAGAUCCCACAAGUGGGUUGUUAAAAACUGACAAAUCUCUUCAAGGUGGUAAGCAGGAGUUUAUUCUUUACAUCCUGGUUACUGACCCAAUUAACGUUGCCGCGGUAAGACUUGAGAUCAAAGUUGUUUCAAAACAAGCUGCUGCUGGAUUUUCCAAUUAUGUUAAAGCCCAAUGCCAGGUUAGUGCAGAGCAUGCAAAGGCUGUAGAACAAAUGAAAGAACGAGGAAAAAUUAAGUCUUCCCAAGCUUCUAAUGAUAAAGCACUACCUGGGCCAGCUAAUACUAACUUUCCAGAAUUUGUGCCAGUUGAGCCUGUAAUUGAUGUCAGUGAAGAUGUGGCUGUUGGAUCAAGGAUCGCAAAACUGUCCGCUAAUGAUAAAGAUCAAGGCUUUAAUGGAAUGGUUUUGUACGCCAUAGUCAGUGGUAAUAGUGGAAGCUCGUUCAAAAUAGAUAUGUACACUGGAGAGCUUUGUAGCGGAUCAUUACUAGACAGAGAAAAAAUUACAAAUUACACAUUGAACAUAACUGCCUCUGACUGUGGAUCUCCAGUCACAAAAACAUCCUUUACGAUAGUCUAUAUAAAUGUUUUGGAUGUCAACGAUAAUUUGCCAAUCUUCAAGAACGACUCAUACGAGGUUACUUUGCCUGAGAACAUUACAAUUGGUCAAACUGUUGUGUUCUUGAAGGCAACAGACUUGGAUGAUGGGGAUAAUGGCAGAGUUCGCUAUCAACUUGUGAAUGACUUUGGUGGUAAAUUCAGGAUAGAUUCCAAAUCAGGUCGACUCUCAGUGGCGUCAGCACUUGAUUAUGAAGAUCGCCCAGAAUAUGUCAUCAAGGUGCAAGCAUUUGAUAACUCCAAAACAUCGCAGAAGAUCACAUCUGCCAAAGUCUUUCUAAAUCUGAUUGACAUUAACGAUAACGCACCUGCUGUUGUCCCAAAGAGUUUUAAUGUGUCCAUUCCAGAAGACAUUCCAUUCAAAAGCGUCGUAGCAGCAGUUUCUGCUCAAGAUCCAGAUACAGGUUUAGGUGGAGAAAUUGAAUUUUCCUUGGUGGGAAGGCCGAAGAAAUUCAAGAUCGAUCCUGGAAGUGGUGUUAUACGAUUGCGUCGUCGAGUUGACUAUGAACAGCAAGAUGUUUACAACUUGACUGUUAAGAUCAGCGACAAAGGAACGCCAGUUCUUACAUCAUAUGCGAAUGUAAUCAUUACCAUUCUUGAUGUAAAUGAGAAUAAUGUUGCACCCAAGUUUAGUGGAGGAGACCUUCUGGAAGCCACUGUGUAUGAGAACCAACCGGCGAUGACCACUGUUAUGCGUUUGAAAGCAUCAGAUGGCGACUCAUGGUAUAUAAAGUAUGCAAUCAUUGAUGGAACAGGUGUUGACAAGUUUAGAGUAGAUCCUGAAACUGCUGUCAUCACAACCACUCAAGUCCUCCGUCGUGAAGAAGGUGAUCACUACUGGCUUCAUGUUCAGGCUAAAGAUGGCGAGAUGUAUCCACUGCACACAAAUGUUCCAAUGUUGAUCAAGGUACUGGCAGCUAAUGAUGACCCUCCCUACUUUAAUCCUCCUGUUUAUUACCCUUCAGUUAAAGAAAAUGCUAAAGAAGGGGAGACUGUAGUUACCAUCCAAGCUCACAAUCCAAGUUCUGAUGAUUCUAGCUUGAUGUACUCAAUUACACAGGGAAAUGAAGCUGGCAAGUUUGCUAUUGAUGUAAAGACUGGCCUCAUUAUAACCACUGCGGCUCUUGAUCGAGAAGAGCAAGACUUCUAUGAACUAACAGUUACUGUGUCUGAUGGGAGCACUCCACCACAGACUGCGAGCAUCACUUUUCCGGUCACAGUUACAGAUGCAAAUGACAAUGAUCCUAUAUUUUUGAAAACCAGUUAUUUUGCUGUUGUCAAGGAGCAGAGUGCCUCCUUAACUCCUGUUGAAAUCUUUAGAGUAGUAGCAAUGGACAAUGACAUUGGCACCAAUGCAGAACUUAUUUACGGAAUCCAGCUGCUAACAGAAAAUAAUGCUGGAAAAGUCACGAUAAACCCUAAAACUGGUGUAAUCUCUACAAGGCAGGCCUGGGUAGAAGGAGAUUAUAUAGAUUUUGAAGUCAAUGUUACUGAUGGUGGAACUCUUCAGAGGUCUGUUUCAGUGUACGUUAGUUUGGAUUGUGAAGCAAAGAAUUACCCAACAUCAAACCCACCAGAGUUUGAUAAGAAAAGUUACAAAGAGUCCCUUGAAGAAGAUGCUGCUGUUGGAACAACUGUUGUAGUAGUUUCUGCAUUUGACCUUGAUGAUGGUGAUGUUCUGACUUAUUCCAUCAGUGCGGGAAACACUGGGAACAAAUUCCAAAUCGAUAGUGAUUUGGGUGAGGUUACACUUGUCGGAAAGCUUGAUCGUGAGGAAGUGAGUUCCUUUAUCCUGACCAUCCAGGUGUCUGAUGAUUACAAUGUUGACGAGGCAACUUUGAUUAUAAAUAUCCUGGAUGUGAAUGACAAUUCACCACAGCCUGUCAUGACAGAGUACCAAGCCCAUAUCUCUGAGGAUGCUAAGCCUGGGACUUUACUGACCAAAGUUCAAGCAAUUGAUCCAGACGAGGGCGUCAAUGGAGCAGUAAACUAUGCCAUUGUUGGUUCAGUGAAACAGAAAUCCCGAUCACUGUUCAAGAUACAAAGUUCCACAGGCAGAAUAAAGACUAUCAAGGCUUUGGACCAUGAAGAUAUGAAGGAGCAUACCCUGAUAAUCAAAGCCACAGACCAGGGGGAACCCAAGAGAGAAAGUCUCUUUUCUAUCGUAAUUGCUGUUGAUGACGUCAAUGACCACAAACCAGUCUUCCUGAGAUCGGAGUUUAAGGCUGAAGUCCAUGUUGAUGCUUCUCUAGGCACAUCCAUCCUUAAAGUGUUUGCUGUAGAUGGUGAUGAUGGUACAAAUGCUGUACUGAAGUUUUCCAUGAAGGGCGGUAACACAAAUGAUGCAUUCUAUAUUGAUCAGAAUUCUGGGGUUAUUCAAGUGGCCGCAAAAUUAAGCAGCAGCAUUAAAAAGUAUUAUCUUCAAGUGCAGGUGUCAGACAGCGGAACCCCAGCUGAGACUGCAGAAACUGAAGUACAGAUUUUGGUGAGAGGGAUAAAGAAGCCAGUUAUGUUUGGACGUCCGUUGUACCAAGCUUCGAUUGUAGAAAAUAUUCGUCCUGGUCAUGCCAUUAUCAACGUUGUGUUCAAUGGCACUAUGGCUUCUUAUGAGCUUAUUCCACAGGAUAAUGCCUGUUGGAAGGAUUUUCAUGUCAACAGAAAAUCUGGAUUGGUGACGAACAAGGUUAGAAUUCACCCUUGGGAGACUGUAGUUACCAUCCAAGCUCACAAUCCAAGUUCUGAUGAUUCUAGCUUGAUGUACUCAAUUACACAGGGAAAUGAAGCUGGCAAGUUUGCUAUUGAUGUAAAGACUGGCCUCAUUAUAACCACUGCGGCUCUUGAUCGAGAAGAGCAAGACUUCUAUGAACUAACAGUUACUGUGUCUGAUGGGAGCACUCCACCACAGACUGCGAGCAUCACUUUUCCGGUCACAGUUACAGAUGCAAAUGACAAUGAUCCUAUAUUUUUGAAAACCAGUUAUUUUGCUGUUGUCAAGGAGCAGAGUGCCUCCUUAACUCCUGUUGAAAUCUUUAGAGUAGUAGCAAUGGACAAUGACAUUGGCACCAAUGCAGAACUUAUUUACGGAAUCCAGCUGCUAACAGAAAAUAAUGCUGGAAAAGUCACGAUAAACCCUAAAACUGGUGUAAUCUCUACAAGGCAGGCCUGGGUAGAAGGAGAUUAUAUAGAUUUUGAAGUCAAUGUUACUGAUGGUGGAACUCUUCAGAGGUCUGUUUCAGUGUACGUUAGUUUGGAUUGUGAAGCAAAGAAUUACCCAACAUCAAACCCACCAGAGUUUGAUAAGAAAAGUUACAAAGAGUCCCUUGAAGAAGAUGCUGCUGUUGGAACAACUGUUGUAGUAGUUUCUGCAUUUGACCUUGAUGAUGGUGAUGUUCUGACUUAUUCCAUCAGUGCGGGAAACACUGGGAACAAAUUCCAAAUCGAUAGUGAUUUGGGUGAGGUUACACUUGUCGGAAAGCUUGAUCGUGAGGAAGUGAGUUCCUUUAUCCUGACCAUCCAGGUGUCUGAUGAUUACAAUGUUGACGAGGCAACUUUGAUUAUAAAUAUCCUGGAUGUGAAUGACAAUUCACCACAGCCUGUCAUGACAGAGUACCAAGCCCAUAUCUCUGAGGAUGCUAAGCCUGGGACUUUACUAACCAAAGUUCAAGCAAUUGAUCCAGAUGAGGGUGUCAAUGGAAUAGUUAACUAUACCAUUGUUGGUUCAGUGAAACAGAAGUCCCGAUCACUGUUCAAGAUACAAAGUUCCACGGGCAGAAUAAAGACUAUCAAGGCUUUGGACCGUGAAGAUAUGAAGGAGCAUACCCUGAUAAUCAAAGCCGCCGACUUGGGGGAACCCGAGAGGGAAAGUCUCUUUUCUGUCGUAAUUGCUGUUGAUGACGUCAAUGAUCACAAACCAGUGUUCCUGAGAUCGGAAGUUAAAGCCGAAGUCCAUGUCGAUGCUUCUCUAGGUACGUCCAUUCACAAAGUGUUUGCUGUAGAUGGUGACGAUGGUACAAAUGCGCUUCUGAAGUUUUCUAUGAAGGAUGGUAACACAAAUGAUGCAUUCUAUAUUGAUCAGAAUUCUGGGGUUAUUCAAGUAGCCUCAAAAUUAAGCAGCAGCAUUGAAAAGUAUUAUCUUCAAGAGCAGGUGUCAGACAGCGGAACCCCAGCUGAGACUGCAGAAACUGAAGUACAGAUUUUGGUGAGAGGGAUAAAGAAGCCCGUUAUGUUUGAACGUCCGACGUACCAAGCUUCGAUUGUGGAAAAUAUUCGUCCUGGUCAUGCCAUUAUCAACGUAGUGUUCAAUGGUACUAUGGCUUUUUAUGAGCUUAUUCCACAGGAUAACGUCUGUUGGAAGAAUUUUCAUGUCAACGGGAAAUCUGGGUUGUUGACAAACAAGGUUAGAAUUUACACUUGCUAUUUAUAA